CUGCUUCCCACGUUUUUUUUAUUGUACUGCAUUCUCCCCAAUCAUACCGCCCGGUUCCCUUCUUCUCCUUCCCGUUCUAUAAAUCCAAGCUUGGUUUCUCUUCAGCCAUCAUCGCAGUACGAAGCUGAAGCACGAGAGGGUUUUGUUGCUUUGCCAUGGCCGCAGCCGUCGCCGGAAGUUACAAGGAGGAGCUACCUCCGACUCUGGAUGCUACUGCGGAGCCGCCUGCUCUGUUUGAUGGAACAACGAGGUUGUACAUAGCUUACAUUUGCCCUUUUGCACAACGAACCUGGAUUGCUCGGAACUACAAGGGGUUGCAGGACAAAAUAAAGCUGGUGCCUCUUGAUCUGCAGAACAGGCCUGCCUGGUACAAGGAGAAGCUUUAUCCUGGAAAUAAGGUUCCUUCUCUCGAGCAUAACAAUGAAGUCAAGGGGGAGAGCUUGGAUUUGCUCAAGUAUAUCGAUGAGCAUUUUGAGGGUCCUUCUUUGUUUCCUGAUGAUCCGGAAAAGAAGAAGUUUGCUGAGGAGCUACUGGCUUACAGUGACUCCUUCAACGUUGCUUCAUUUCGAGACUUACCCGCAAAGGGAGAUGUCAGUGAAGAUGUUGAGGCUGCUUUCAACAAGAUAGAAGAAUCCCUUUCAAAGUUUGGUGAUGGGCCUUUCUUCCUUGGCCAAUUCAGUGCGGUGGAUAUAGCAUAUGCUCCAUUUAUUGAGAGGUUUCAACUUUUUUUAGCUGAAUUAAAGAAUUAUGACGUUACCAAGGGCAGACCCAAACUGGCACUAUGGAUUGAGGAGUUGAACAAGAUAGAUGCCUAUAGCCAAACAAAACGUGAUUCUCUAGAGUUAAUUGAUAGCGCGAAGAAGAAGUUUGGGAUCAAUUGAAGAAUUCCGCAUGUUCCUUUUCAGGUGUUUUUCUUUAAGCUGGAGGCUUAGUCAUGGAGUUUGUAUGAAAUUGCAUAUCUAGAAUCACUAUUACUAUAUUCACUGUGAAAUAAAUGAUUGGCCUCCACUAUCUAUGCUGUGCUAUUUGAGUUGUAACUGUUUGUGAAGUUUCUGCUAGUAAUGAAAAAAGUUUGAAAUUUGGUUGAUAAUUUGUGUUAUAUUGUGAUGGAAAGUGCAAAACAA
Molecule: messenger RNA, 1124 nt
Organism: Dendrobium catenatum
Lineage: Eukaryota; Viridiplantae; Streptophyta; Magnoliopsida; Asparagales; Orchidaceae
Product: protein IN2-1 homolog B
Exons: 11
Coding region: 156-881 (241 amino acids)
Molecular function (GO): glutathione transferase activity
Source: RefSeq, a predicted model, not a curated record